AGCUUCCAUACUAAGACCGUUCUGUCGGAGCCAGAUCGCCCUCCAAUCAUCCGCUCCCCCAGUUUCUGUCUUAUGCAUGCGGCCCGAAGUACACAAGCCCGUUUCAAACGCUCAGCGCAUACUAGUCGAUCACCUGGUCACAUACAAGCGCCUCUUCAUUACAUGCCCAUGUAUUUGAGACAAGCACUAUAGAUGUAUACAAUACCGUUCUCCGAGGAAAGAUGAAUAUAAGUUGUCUUUACUCCGCUCCGUCUCUUACCCUCCACCCUGCAAUUUUCUUGAUCCCUUGCCCAUCAUGAAAGCCUCUCUCUUCGCCCUUACGUCCCUCGCGACCUUCGCAGUGUCUUCCCCCACUCCCCGGGCGAACAAAGUCCAAUAUGCAGGCGUCAACAUCGCAGGCUUCGAUUUUGGCUGCACAAUCGACGGUACCUGCUCCCUGACCGGCACCAACAAGCCCUAUGACAUCGUCUCAGGCGCCAAUGCCGUCGGACAGAUGAACCACUUUGUCAAGGAUGAUUCCCUGAACGCUUUCCGCCUCCCAGUCGGCUGGCAGUUCCUCGUCAACGGGCAGCUCGGCGGACAGCUCAACUCCAACAAUGCCGGCCAAUACGACCGUCUCGUGCAGGGCUGCCUCAACUCCGGCGCCGCCCUAUGUAUCCUUGACAUCCACAACUACGCCCGCUGGAACGGCCAAAUCGUGGGCCAAGGCGGUCCCUCCAACGCCCAGCUCGCCGACGUGUGGAAGCAGCUCGCCACAAAGUACGGCAAGCAGUCCAAGAUCGCCUUCGGCGUCAUGAACGAGCCACACGACAUCCCGGACAUCAAAGCCUGGGCCGCCACCGUACAAGCCGUCGUCACCGCGAUCCGUAACGCAGGCGCCUCAAACAACCUCAUCCUCCUCCCCGGAAACGGAUUCACCUCUGCAGAAUCGUUCGUUUCGUCCGGCAGCGCGGCUGCCCUAGCUGCCGUCACCAACCCGGAUGGCUCAAUCAACAAUCUGAUCAUGGACGUGCACAAGUAUCUCGACAGCGACAACUCGGGAACCCACACCGAGUGCGUGAAAGACAACAUCAGCAACGCGUUCCAGCCGCUCGCAGACUGGCUGAGGAGCAACAAGCGACAGGCGAUUCUAACGGAGACGGGCGGCGGCAACACGCAAAGCUGCCAGCAGUAUCUUUGCAGCCAGCUCAAGUACCUGAACCAAAACGCCGAUGUGUACAUUGGGUACACUGGAUGGGCGGCAGGCGGGUUCGCGAGCAGCUACGAGUUGAAUGAGACGCCGACGCAGAACGGGAACAGCUGGAGCGACACAAGUCUUGUGAAGAGCUGCAUUGUGGGUGUGUGGAAGGGGCAGUGAGUUGCAAUUGUCCAGCAAGGAUUGGCAUACCCAUUCAGUGCCUACUUUCACCUGUAUAUACAUUAUUAGUUGUCCAC
Molecule: messenger RNA, 1434 nt
Organism: Paraphaeosphaeria sporulosa
Lineage: Eukaryota; Fungi; Ascomycota; Dothideomycetes; Pleosporales; Didymosphaeriaceae
Product: glycoside hydrolase
Exons: 3
Coding region: 296-1357 (353 amino acids)
Biological process (GO): glucan catabolic process
Molecular function (GO): hydrolase activity, hydrolyzing O-glycosyl compounds
Source: RefSeq, a predicted model, not a curated record